AUGGCGGUGGCUGGUGACAGCGACGACACGGAAGAAGUUGAGACUGAUGAGUCGGGGAUGGCGGUGUGCGGCCACUACCUCCCACCGGACUGCAAGGAUUGGCUCAAGCGGCCCGAAGACGAGGUUCAGUACCAGUACGAGGGCAACGUGAUGAUGGUGUACGCCAUCCUGCGGCAAUCGCAGGUCUUCCAGAAGAUUGGGACGCUGAGCAUCGGGCGGCGCCGGCAUGUGGGGCUCGGAGGCCUCUAUACGGCCAUGCCUUAA
This is a messenger RNA of Effrenium voratum, 264 nucleotides long. The record is from the annotation of a GenBank genome assembly. NCBI's taxonomy places the organism in Eukaryota, Dinophyceae, Suessiales, Symbiodiniaceae.